Messenger RNA from Clarias gariepinus (North African catfish), 3960 nucleotides. RefSeq names its product Rho guanine nucleotide exchange factor (GEF) 7b (gene arhgef7b). The transcript has 22 exons. Lineage: Eukaryota; Metazoa; Chordata; Actinopteri; Siluriformes; Clariidae. Bases 186 to 2729 code for a protein of 847 amino acids. The record is from RefSeq and is a predicted model, not a curated record. Gene Ontology annotation, molecular function: protein binding; guanyl-nucleotide exchange factor activity.
UUGGGGAAAAAGCACGAAACCAGAGCCUUUAACUACAGUACGGAGGAAUCGAGGGAUCACACGGACUCGAUCCACUCGGAGAGAAGAAGAACACCAGGAUGGGUCUGAUCUAAAAACGACCGACUGUUGUCGUCAUCAUUUAUUACUAUUAGGAGUAGUAUUAAUUAAUAACCAUUGUUGCCGUCAUGAAUCCGGCUGAGCAGACGGUCACGUGGCUCAUCGCGCUCGGUGUGCUGGAUUCGCCGAAAAAGCGCGUGUCGGAUCCUGAGAGCUUUCUACAGACCUCCCUGCGGGAUGGCGUGGUGCUGUGCAGGCUGCUCGAGCGGCUGCGUCCCGGGUCGCUUCUCACGGUUUUUCAGGAACCGAAGAGUGACUCCGAGUGCUUGAGCAACAUCAGGGAGUUCCUCCGAGCCUGCGCUUCAUACCGAGUGGAGACAUUUGAGGCUGAUGAUCUGUUUCACGGUCAAAACUUCACCAAGGUGCUGAAUUCCUUGGUUGCUCUCAACAAGGCAACAGAAGCUACUGAAUCUGGCACCGACUCCAUAUGUGCUCAACGCUCCUCUCUGCGAAUCAAGUCCUUUGACUCCCUGAACUGUCAGCCUCCACGAAGGAGAUCAUCCAAACGAGUGCACAGCCAGUAUUGCAGUCUGGACAUGUCUGAGAACAGUUCAGCUCCGCUGUUGGUGAAGGCACGGUUUAAUUUCCAGCAGACGAAUGAGGACGAAUUAUGCUUCAACAAGGGUGACAUCAUCCAGGUGACUCGACAGGAGGAUGGGGGCUGGUGGGAAGGCACGCUUAAUGGCAAGAGCGGUUGGUUUCCUAGCAACUACGUCAAAGAGAUCAAAGGAAGUGAUAAGCCCAUCUCCCCCAAGCCCGGGUCGCUGAAGAGUCCCAAAGUGUUCGAGGCCUGCGCUGCUACUAAAACCUACUACAACCUGGUGAUUGAGAAUAUUAUGCAGACAGAAACAGAAUACAGCAAAGAGCUCCAAACACUGCUUUCAACGUACUUGAGACUACUGCAGCCCACAGACAGAUUGACCGUGACAGAUAUCGCUCACAUUCUGGGCAAUCUAGAAGAGAUCAGCUCCUUCCAGCAGACACUGGUACAGUCACUAGAGGAAUGCACCAAAUUUCCAGAGAGCCAGCAGAGAAUCGGGAGCUUCUUCCUGUCCCUCAUACCCCAGAUGAAGAGCCUUUAUGUAGCUUACUGCUCCAAUCAUCCCUCUGCUGUCAGUGUCCUCACACAACACAGUGAGGAGCUGGGCGAGUUUAUGGAGAGUAAAGGUGCGAGCAGUCCUGGGAUUCUCACUCUUACCACCAAUCUGAGUAAACCCUUCAUGAGACUGGACAGAUACCCCACAGUGCUCAAAGAGAUGGAGAGACACAUGGAGGAUUUUCACCCAGACCGCCCAGACAUCCAGAAAAGCUUGGUGGCGUUUAAGAAUCUUUCUGCCCAGUGUCAGGAUGUGAGGAAGAGGAAAGAGCUGGAGCUGCAGAUUCUGAACGAGCCGGUGCGUGGUUGGGAAGGGGAGGGCAUUAAGACCCUGGGCACCGUCAUCUACAUGUCUCAGGUUCUCAUGCAGAACCAUGGCAGCGAGGAGAAAAAUGAGCGUUACCUCCUGCUUUUCCCCCAUGUGUUGCUGGUGCUGUCUGCCAGCCCUCGAAUGAGCUGCUUUAUCUACCAGGGGAAACUUCCUUUAACAGGGAUGAAUGUUAACAAGUGUGAAGAGACAAGAAAUGCUUUUGAAAUAUCCGGGACUAUGAUCGACAGGAUUCAGGUGAUCUGCAAUAACCCUCAGGAUUUACAGGAGUGGGUGGAGCAUCUUCAUCGCCAGACCAAACGCACAUCAACCAGUAUCUCCAGUUUGAAACCAUGUCAUACGCUGCCCGCUCACCCACCCACCCCUUCGAGACACUCAGAGAGCCGGGGAGCCUACCACACCCUCCCUCACCCCUCCUCGCACUGCACCCCACACAGCACCAUGAUGUGGGGACCUUUGGAACCGCCAAAAACCCAGAAGCCCUGGAGCCUGAGCUGCCUGCGACCCGCACCACCACUAAAAGCAUCAGCAGCUCUUUGUUACAAAGAGGAUCUCAGCAAAAGCCCCAAGAGCAUGAAGAAACUUCUGCACAAACGCAAGGAGAGGAAGCCCUCAGAUGAGGAGUUUUCUAUGAGGAAGAGCACUGCAGCCCUGGAGGAGGACGCGCAGAUCCUGAAAGUCAUAGAGGCGUACUGCACAAGUGCAAAGACGAGGCAAACACUCAACUCAACAUGGCAGGGCACUGAUUUGAUGCAUAAUCACGUGCUGGCUGACGUCGGCCGGUCUCGCGCGGAGGCUGCCGGUUGCCGUGCCAGCGUGUUGCGCCUGGAACUGUCAUCUGACCAAUCAGAAGACUCGGACUAUGACAGUAUAUGGACCACCCAUAGUUACAGGAUGGGUUCCACCUCUCGUUCGAGGAAGGAUUCAGGGCUGCAUAUGCUUUUCCCUGAAGAGGAGAAGAUCAUUGUAGAAGAAAUAAAGAGCAAUGGACAGACGGUCAUUGAAGAGAGGAGUUUGGUUGACACUGUUUAUGCACUGAGGGAUGAAGUUCAGGAACUCAAGCAGGAUAACAAGCGGAUGAAGAGCAGUUUGGAGGAGGAGCAGAAAGCAAGGAAAGAGCUGGAGAAGAUAGUCAGGAGAGUAUUAAAGAACAUGAACGAUCCUUCAUGGGAUGAAACAAAUCUGUAAAGUUUAAUGAGGAUUGUUAUGCAUGUGGUCCAUGCCGGCACAAACAGAGGAUAAAAAAAAAAAGAAAGAAACACUGUAAAACUUGGAACAGCAUGAUGCAGCUGAAGUGCUAGGCAUAACUUUGGACCAAGAAAGCCUUUUCAGCUGAGCAUAUAUGAGAUGAUAAUGGCGAUGCUAACCGGGUUGAAAUGGAUCCAGUUGUUGAGAAAAGGCUCUUUAAGUUUGCCAGUGCCAAAUUUGCAUUAUCUUUGCCAAAUAGCCUCUGAACUGCAAAUAAAUCAAGGAACGGAUAUUAAAGUGAGUGGCCAAAUACAGCUUAUGGGUUUGCCUUAAUUUUUUAAAAAACCUUUUAAGAUAAAUAUACUAAUGUAUAAUUAUGGUUAAGUAUGAGUUACCGUGUCUUAGAAAAAAAAGUUUCCUAUUCCCUGCUGUCAUUGCCGUCACAUCCUUUCUGUACUUCCGCCGACAGCGUGUACCAGCAUGUACGAUUUUCGCAAAUAAUCUGAUGUCACACGGUUCUUAGUUUGACAGUAAACUGGGAGUCUCAGGGAGUCCAUGAAUACAGAAAAUCUUUCAGUCAGGAUCUUCUUAGUAAUCUGUAGCAACACUGUGAAAAAGCAGAUGCAUUUCCAACAAGAGCAACACAGCAGAUACAGUACUGUAAACAUUCAGAGGAAACUGAUUUUUCUAAAACCGUUUUCUUUAUUUGUGAAUGAAUUUUUCUUUCUUUUUUUUUCUCCCUGAUCAGUUUAUCGUUUAGCACCAGCUGAACGUUAACUUUUUUUUUUAAGGUGAAAUUUUUAAUUGUUUGUUGUUUUGCUUAUUGAUUUGUAUAAAAAAAUCAGGCUAUACUUUAAAAGUGCGGAUGUGCCUUUUUGUAAAAAAAAAAAAAAAAAGAAAAGAAAUUUAAUUUCCAAAUCUUCCUUGGCAUUUUGUCUGCAAUUCCAAGACCAAUAUAAAGACAAGUGCUUAUGCAGCAGAUAUAUAUAUAUAUAUAUAUAUAUAUAUAUAUAUAUAUAUAUAUAUACGCGUCACUACUAACUGACAACUCAACAUUCUUACAUGUUAUCUAAUUUAUGUAUUUAAAUGAAAUGAAAAUGUUUACUGCAAACAUUGAUAUUCUGUCCCUUUGUCUGUGUUCCAUGUUGAGCAGGAAAAUUUCUAUCAAUAGCUUCCUGAUGUACUUACUUUCUCUACAUUUCUUCUACUAUUCUUCUAUUUGUUCUAUUUU